UGUUUUUCGACUAAACUAUUGAUGCUCACCCCUAUUAACAUCAUCAUUCACAUUCAUCCUUAUGUCAGUCUCUCUGUCUCAGUGUCAAGCGGAUAUUGGUGUUCUGUGCUCAGUGUCAGUGUCGUUUAAGAAAAAAUCUUAAUUUUUUAAUUAAAACUUUAUAUUUUGAUAAGUCAGUUCUAAUAAAAUAUUUACAUUUUAGCGUAGACAGAAAUAUCCAAAAUUAUAUUUAAUUUGUUUCUGUAGAAGACGAUAUAUAUAUAAUUCGGCAGAUAUUUAGGUUUUGUGUUCAACUUAAAAUGAUAAUUACGGACAGUAUGGAUGGCAUUGGUAAUCUAGAAGAACAGGCAUUAAAAAGGAAAGAAAGGUUAAAAAAUCUCAAGAGAAAAUUACCAGGAGAUAAUAGCGCUACAAAUGAUAUAAACACUUCGAAUGAAGUAGCGAUACCUCUUCCAAAACCUAAGUUCCGUAGCUACAAACCUCAAGAUGAAACUUUGCAAGAAUCUAAACUUGAAGAUGCAGAACCUACUGCUGUUGAAGAUGAAGUGAAAGACUUACUUGAAGCUGGCAAAGAAAAGGUAGUUUUACAAGACUUGGAUAUAUCAAGUUUAGCACCCAGGAAACCAGAUUGGGAUCUCAAAAGGGAUGUUGCUAAGAAACUUGAAAAACUUGAAAGAAGAACACAAAAAGCUAUAGCAGAACUUAUAUGGGAGAGAUUGAAACAAGGAACGGAAGAUAAUUUAGGAGCUGUCCUCACAAUGACUGAUAAUAGACCAAUAGAAGAAGACUGACAAUAGAAAUAAUCUUACUAGAAUGGGAGUAAGUUUGAUCCGAAGGUGUCGUUAUCUCCCCAAUGGAAGUGCAUCUGGCUGAACACGUAGUCACCGUCGAGAGGUCCUCCGCGCACUCUCGGGUGAGGUUCGUUCUGUACCUCGAUCAGUACUUCACCAGCAACAUACAACGACCAAUUAAAAAAAGUUACUUAACAUACAUUAUUACAAUGACUGAGGCAUAUUCCGUUUCAAUUUAUUAUAAGUUUUUAUUAAAUUGAUGAAGGUAU
Molecule: messenger RNA, 1060 nt
Organism: Achroia grisella
Lineage: Eukaryota; Metazoa; Arthropoda; Insecta; Lepidoptera; Pyralidae
Product: coiled-coil domain-containing protein 12
Exons: 4
Coding region: 300-791 (163 amino acids)
Cellular component (GO): post-mRNA release spliceosomal complex; U2-type spliceosomal complex
Source: RefSeq, a predicted model, not a curated record